This is a messenger RNA of Cynara cardunculus var. scolymus (artichoke), 3766 nucleotides long. RefSeq names its product serine/threonine-protein kinase BLUS1-like. The coding region runs from base 1775 to 3544 and encodes 589 amino acids. NCBI's taxonomy places the organism in Eukaryota, Viridiplantae, Streptophyta, Magnoliopsida, Asterales, Asteraceae. Gene Ontology annotation, biological process: protein phosphorylation. The record is from RefSeq and is a predicted model, not a curated record. The transcript has 20 exons. Gene Ontology annotation, molecular function: ATP binding; protein serine/threonine kinase activator activity; protein kinase activity.
CUCUCUCGACUGCGAAACCAGCAUUUUCUGUGUGCUCGAAACCCUAGGUCCGUACUUCUUAUCGAUUCUCUGCGUGUUCUUGCUAUUUCUGCGACGUUUCAUCGAUUUCUUGAUUCUAUUUUUAGUUCAUUCUCGGAAUUUGAUGUAUAUGAGUAUGUGAAAUGUUGUUUUGUUUUUGUUUGGAUUGGUGAUUGUGUGUUUUUGACUUAAUUGGUUGUAAUCAGGAUCAAUUUGUGAAAAUCGAACAUGUUUUUGAAGUGAUUUUGAUGUUCUUGUGGAUAUUGGGAAUUUGUGCGAAUCAGCUGGUGAAUGUUGACAUUAGUCGAUUGGUUUAAAGCGGUUUUGAGUCAAUCACAAAGGAAAUGUAGCUUGAAAUGUGUUCAGGAAAGUGAUUGAAGCAUGGGGACACUAAAGGAAACCUAGAAGAUACUAUCAAUAAGUUGUUUUGGUUUCAUUCGACAUUGUUGGUCUAUCCCUUGGAGCUUUGAUAAUUUGAAGUUCUAAUUAGGAGAUUCCGCUAUAAGUUUCAAAUUCUAUAAGACCCGCAUCAUUUGCUGUGGAUUUGUGAGAAUUGGCACUUGAAUACGAUGCAGAUUUCUGAGAAAUUGGGACCUAGGUUACGAUUGAGAUCUUAAUAUAAAUUCUUAAUGGUGCUUUCAGACAAGUUCUUUUUGUAAUAACUUUCUGGAAAUGGUGUCAUUCUAGUCGGUAGAGGCUUGGUUGAAUUAGGGUGUUGCUAUAUGCACACCUAUUAACAUGAGAAUCGGGCCAAAUCAUACAUCAAAAAUGUAAAAAACAAUUCUUGAUGUCUCACACACAUCAACGUCAGGUUUUACUUUUUACGUUUUCAAAUCCCUAAUUUGACAUAAAAGAAAUGCAUAUCAACAACACCCGUUAUUACUUAUUAAAUUUUGCCUUUUCUAGUGAUUUAGUAGAACAUAUGUUGUUAAAUCGGUUUCCUAUUCUGACCCCUGCCUAAGGGCAUCUCCAUCCGUACGCUAAAAAACGCCUUUUUUCUGGUAUGGAAACUCCAACCGACAGGCAAAAAGAACGACAUUUUGCCGGAGACAGGAUGUGGUUUGAGAUGAAGCAAUUUUUGGUGUCUAUGGCACCACAAAUUUGAUGAUCUUUUUGGUGCUAGGUUCGGAGAUGGCCCUCGGAACACAUUAUAGGCAAAUUUAUGCAAUUUUUUUUAAUUGGUGUCAUAAUAUACAUGCUACUGACAUUGUAUCUUUUGCUUAUAUUCUUGACGUUGUUUCUCUUUCUGAUGUUACAGGAUUUCUGGUUCAUCAAGUUUUUUCUCUUUGAGGACAUUUUGGUCUAUUUAUCUGCUAGAACACUCUACCUCUUCGUAUCAUAAAAAAAAGCUAUAAAUAGACAAAUCGUCAUUUGGUGGUAGCUCUUGAGGAUUUGAUGUGUGGAGGAUCUUGAAUAUGGUUUGAUGAAAUAAUGGAUUGAUAAAGUUAUAUACAAAUAGAUGAUCGAUGCUACCAAUUUGGAAUAAAUUGAUCAUCAAGUUGGAUAACGCCUUUGUGUUCAGGGCAUCUUAUGGUUAAAAACGGUUUUAUGUUUACGAUUUAGAAGAAAAUAUGGAAGUACCAAAGCAUAAGUUUCCCGUAAAUGCCGAGGAUUAUAAGCUAUACGAGGAAGUUGGUGAAGGAGUGAGCGCCUCCGUUUACAGGGCUCUUUGUGUUCCGUUGAACAAGAUAGUUGCAAUCAAGGUUCUUGAUUUGGAAAAGUGUAAUAAUGAUCUGGCCACAACCUUUGGGUUGUUAUGCCAUAUAUGGCCGGGGGAUCGUGUCUUCACAUAAUGAAAACUUCUUUUCAAGAAGGUUUUGAAGAGCCCGUUAUUGCUACGGUGCUACGAGAAGUCCUUAAAGCGUUGGUCUAUCUUCAUGUUCAUGGGCAUAUUCAUAGAGAUGUGAAGGCAGGGAAUAUAUUAGUUGAUUCUAAUGGUUCGAUCAAGUUAGCGGAUUUUGGAGUAUCAGCAUGCAUGUUUGAUACCGGGGAUAGACAACGUUCUAGAAAUACAUUUGUGGGAACUCCGUGUUGGAUGGCACCGGAGGUCAUGCAACAAUUACAUGGAUACGACUUUAAAGCAGAUAUUUGGUCAUUUGGAAUCACGGCACUUGAACUUGCUCAUGGCCAUGCACCGUUUUCAAAGUAUCCACCGAUGAAAGUUUUGCUUAUGACGCUGCAAAAUGCACCGCCCGGUCUUGAUUAUGAAAGGGACAAAAAGUUUUCAAAGUCUUUUAAAGAAAUGGUUGCUGCUUGCUUAGUGAAAGACCCGAAGAAACGUCCAUCAUCAGAAAAGCUUAUGAAGCAUCCUUUCUUUAAACAUGCACGAACAACCGAUUAUCUUCAACGCACCAUUCUUGAUGGUCUUCCCCCCCUAGGCGACCGUUUUAGGAUUCUAAAGGCAAAAGAAGCUGAUCUUCUUCUACAGAAUAGUGAAUUAAAUGGAAGUAAAGAACAUUUAUCACAGCAAGAGUAUAUUCGAGGAAUAAGUGCUUGGAAUUUUAAUUUGGAGGACUUGAAGAAUCAAGCCGCACUUAUCCAGGAUUACGAUGAAAAUUCAGAUACCAAAGAUCUGAAUGCAAGUUCAAAGCAACAAAAUGGGGUCAAUUAUGUUGGAUUACCGGCAGAAAAUUCAGAUGACGGGUCCAUUGAGGAUGAAAUUAAUGAAAUUCCGACUUUGGAGGAUUCGUUUGCAGCGUUUCCUAUAAAGCCUCUUCAAGCACUCAAGGGGUGUUUUGAUGUCGGUGACGAUGAUGAGGUCACUGUUAACCCUACUGCCGGAGACGAAAAUCAAUCGGAUAAUGAACAGCACGGUGCCAUGAAACCGUCACUGAAAGCUGAAGAAAGAGUUGAACAAAAUGAGGCCGAGCAUCUAGAAAAGAGAAAAUCGUUACCACUGCCUAUUAUUAUGGGUACAAAAAAAUAUUCGAGUGGCUCACUGCUACCGGAUAACGUGCUUUCAUCCAAGAAGUUAGCUGGCGACUUUGACAGAGAAUAUACACAUUUGGGAUUCCGAGUUGAGCGCAGUUAUAGUGGUCCGUUACAAGGUCGUCAAAAGAAUAGCACAAUCAACUCUUCUUCCAACGAUGUACCAGAGGAAGCGGUGGUGCAGCAGAAGGGACGUUUUAAAGUCACUUCAGCUGAUCUCAGUCUCAAGGCUCCCGUCGUUAAUUCAAGUUUCAGUGAAACUAUCAGUCCACGGGCAUCAAGUAUCGCGGCUUCACUUCUUCCAUCUUUGCAAAGCAUUUUGCACCAUAACACCUUGCAAAGGGAAGAAUUGUAUAGAUUAAUCAAGCUUGUGGAGCAGAGUUCUGGCAACCCCAUGGAGUAUGUGGAGGCGGGAACUAAUGGAUCAUCACCGAUUCCUCUGAUUUCACCAAGGGAGAGAGAACUACAGUCUCAGGUGAUCCAAUUACAACAAAGAAAUCUCAUUCUGGCCGAGCAAUUGCAAAGACAGAAGAUGAGAAAUGUUCAGUUGGAAACGAAACUGAACGAUCUGAUGAAGAAAGAACUCAUCCAAGAAUGAUACGCAUGCUAACGUUGAGCUGAAGAGUACUCGGAUCGUGUGCGCGUUUUUGGGUUUGCAACGGCUCGUUUUAUUCUUUUGAAAGUGUAAAAUAUAUGUGAAUAUAAGGAAAGGGAGCCUUGGUAAUUAUGAGUUGUUAAUGUUGUUGAGUUUCUUGGUAUCUUUUUGCCAAUUGUUGUUGUAAUGACAUUUCCCCUUAAAUAUUGAAAUUAUUAUAUACAC